UAUCGAUAUAUUGAUGUAUUGAUAUAUUUUGUACAACCUAAUUACUGUUUCAUUAACCGCUGCCCGCGACUUCAAUUCGGUUGUGCAUUAAUCUUUCUCCUCUGCGCCUGUAGAACCAAAUCCUUGCAAGAACAUGUCGAAGCCUGCCUACAAAGUUGCCGAUAUCAGUCUGGCCGAAUGGGGACGCAAGGCGAUUAUUAUUGCGGAGAACGAGAUGCCCGGCCUAAUGGCCUGCCGAAAGAAGUACGGGCCAUCCAAGAUCCUGAAGGGGGCUCGCAUCACCGGCUGCCUGCACAUGACCGUCCAGACGGCGGUGCUCAUCGAGACCCUCGUGGAGUUGGGCGCUGAGGUCCAAUGGUCCAGCUGCAACAUCUUCAGCACACAGGAUAACGCCGCGGCUGCCAUUGCGGCCACUGGUGUGCCCGUGUACGCAUGGAAGGGUGAAACAGACGAGGAGUACAUGUGGUGCAUCGAGCAGACCCUGGUCUUCCCCGAUGGCAAGCCCCUGAACAUGAUCCUGGACGAUGGCGGUGAUCUGACCAACCUGGUGCAUGAGAAGUUCCCUCAGUACCUGAAGGACAUCAAGGGUGUCAGCGAGGAGACGACCACCGGUGUCCACAACCUUUACAAGAUGUUCAAGGACGGCCGCCUGGGCAUCCCAGCCAUCAAUGUCAACGAUUCGGUGACCAAGAGCAAGUUCGACAACCUGUACGGCUGCCGAGAGUCCCUGAUCGAUGGCAUCAAGCGCGCCACAGACGUGAUGAUCGCCGGCAAGGUGUGCUGCGUCGCUGGCUACGGCGAUGUGGGCAAGGGCUGUGCCCAGGCUCUGAAGGGAUUCGGUGGUCGCGUGAUUGUCACCGAAGUCGAUCCCAUCAAUGCCCUGCAGGCGGCCAUGGAGGGCUACGAGGUGACCACAAUGGAGGAGGCCAGCAAGGAGGCGUCCAUCUUUGUGACCACCACCGGCUGCCGCGACAUCAUCACCUCCGUGCACCUGCUCAACAUGCCCGACGAUGCGAUCGUGUGCAAUAUCGGCCACUUUGACAUCGAGAUCGAUGUCGACUGGCUGAAUGCCAAUGCCAAGGAGAAGGUGAACGUGAAGCCCCAGGUCGAUCGCUACACCAUGCCCAAUGGCCGUCACAUCAUCCUGCUGGCCGAGGGCCGUCUGGUCAAUCUGGGCUGUGCCCACGGCCAUCCCAGCUUCGUGAUGUCCAACUCCUUCACCAAUCAGGUGCUCGCCCAGAUCGAGCUGUGGACCAAGUCCGCCGAGUACAAGGUCGGCGUGCACGUCCUGCCCAAGGUCCUCGACGAGGAGGUGGCCAGUCUCCAUCUGGAGAAGCUCGGCGUCAAGCUUACCAAACUGACGGAUAAGCAGUCCAGCUAUCUGGGUGUGCCCAAGACGGGACCCUUCAAGCCCGACCACUACCGCUACUAAGUAAACACGGAGCAGAC
This is a messenger RNA of Drosophila subobscura, 1449 nucleotides long. It is a transcript of the gene Ahcy, whose product is annotated as adenosylhomocysteinase. The record is from RefSeq and is a predicted model, not a curated record. Gene Ontology annotation, biological process: L-methionine cycle. NCBI's taxonomy places the organism in Eukaryota, Metazoa, Arthropoda, Insecta, Diptera, Drosophilidae. The transcript is spliced from 3 exons. The coding region runs from base 134 to 1432 and encodes 432 amino acids. Gene Ontology annotation, molecular function: adenosylhomocysteinase activity. Gene Ontology annotation, cellular component: cytosol.